AUGCCGCUACUCAUGGCGUUCGUCGACACGCGCAUCUACAAGAAGACGGCCGUCUCGCCUUUCUACUGGCUGGUGCCCGGCCUGGUGCUGAAGAACAUGGUGCUGCAGGGUUUUCCCAGCCACGAAUGUCUGCGUCCCGACAUCGCCGACUCCUUCGACUUCAUGGUGGAUCAGCUGUCGCAGCUCAGCCAGGCUGAGCUGGCGUCGCGGCUGACCCUGAGCAGCGCCGGCUGCCGGGUGCAGGCCGAGCGUCUGCGCCACCUGCCCGUCACCCUGCUGCAGGCGCUCGACGCCACGGCGCUGACGGAGCAGGCACGCGCCGAGGCGGAGCAGUGCUACCCGCACGCGCGCUUGGCGCACCUCAAGACAGGCGGCAACUUCCCUUCCUGACCCGGCCGGACGAGACCGGCGUGUUCAUACAAGUGCACAUGCGACCGCUGCUGGGCCCGGGCCCGACGCGGGAGCAGCAGGAGGAGAUGGCGGAGGACGGCCGCCAGCCGACGUGACCUCUUCCCUCUCCCUCUGGCCAAGCCG
Messenger RNA from Pollicipes pollicipes, 534 nucleotides. Its product is annotated as maspardin-like. Bases 1 to 390 code for a protein of 129 amino acids. NCBI's taxonomy places the organism in Eukaryota, Metazoa, Arthropoda, Thecostraca, Pollicipedomorpha, Pollicipedidae. The record is from RefSeq and is a predicted model, not a curated record. The transcript is spliced from 5 exons.